CACCAACCACCACCAACUAUGGAGGCCUUUCGCCUGCAAAAGAAAUAUCCUGAUGUCUCUCGCGAGGAGAUGUUCGACUUAAUAAAUCGCUUCAACGCGAUUCACACUGAUUCUCCCGGACGUGUCGAUAAGGCUGUAGUCCUACAGACACUACAAGCCAGUGGAGAGUCGUAUGAUCUUGCGCGAGAAACACUCAAGAAAGUCAGUGUUGAUGCAAGUGGGAAGGUUGAGUUGGAGGAUUGGGUCGAGCUCAAUGUCAAGAUGCGUUCCGAGCGGGCAGCACUCGUUACCAAGGCAGGCAAGGUGACAGUACAAGGCUCGAAUGCGAACGUGAGCCACACCAUCAACGAGGACGAGAGAACGGAAUUCACCAACCACAUCAAUAGCGUCAUCGAGAACGACGCCGAUGUCAGUUCGCGGUUUCCCAUUCCAACUUCAACAAUGCAGAUAUUCGAGGAGUGCAAGGACGGCCUCAUCUUGUGUAAACUCAUCAACGACUCAGUCCCAGAUACCAUUGACACCCGUGUCCUCAACAAGCCCACAUCGAAACGCCCACUGAAUGCUUUCCAAAUCACCGAAAACAACAACAUCGUCAUCACUUCAGCCAAGGGUAUCGGCUGCUCUGUCGUUAAUAUCGGCUCGACGGACCUUGCCGAGGGCCGUGAGCAUCUUAUUCUGGGCCUUAUAUGGCAAAUUAUUAGACGCGGACUUCUUGCACAAGUUGAUAUCAAGCUACACCCAGAACUUUAUCGUCUUUGCGAACCCGGCGAGACGAUCGAUGACCUACUCCGUCUUACUGCCGACCAAAUCCUUUUACGGUGGUUCAACUAUCACCUAAAAGCGGCCGGAUGGAAUCGUCGGGUCAAUAACUUCAGCCGCGACGUUAUGGACGGCGAAAAUUACACCGUUCUUCUCAAUCAGCUCAAACCUGACCAAUGCUCUCGCGCUCCAUUGCAGACCCGCGACCUUCGACAGAGGGCAGAACAAGUCCUUCAGAACGCAGCUGCCAUUGGAUGUCGUCGUUUCCUCACGGUCUCAUCUCUUGUUGCCGGGAACCCACGUCUGAAUCUCGCAUUCGUUGCUAAUCUUUUCAACACACAUCCUGGUUUGGAGCCCCUCGAUGAGCAGGAGGCAAAAGACUAUGGUGCGAUCGAAGAUUUCGAUGCAGAGGGUGAAAGAGAAGCACGUGUGUUUACCCUAUGGCUCAAUUCGCUUGGUGUUGAGCCAGGUGUCUUCAACUUAUUCGAGAACCUCAAAGACGGUCUUAUCAUACUGCAAGCAUUCGACAAGAUUUUACCAGGCAGUGUUGUAUGGCGGCGCGUCUCCAAGCCCAAGGGCGGCGUUUCCGCGGAACCCGUCUCGUAUGCAAGCGGUGGAGCAGGCGGAGAUGACGACGAAGGCGCUGACAUUGGUGUCACACCAAACCAGAGCCAGCUCUCGCGCUUCAAGGCUGUUGAAAAUACUAACUAUUGUGUUGACCUGGCCAAGCAGAAUGGGAUGCACAUGGUGGGAAUCCAAGGCGCCGAUAUCACGGAUGGGACAAAGACACUUGUGCUGGGUCUUGUAUGGCAACUAAUGCGAAUGAACAUCGUCAAGACCCUUACCCAACUGUCGAAAUCAAAUCGCCCAAUUUCGGAUACGGAGAUGCUCAAGUGGGCCAACACCAAGGCCAACUCGUCACGUCCCAUUCGCUCAUUCAAGGACCCUUCCAUCACGACUGGCUUGUUCUUCCUGGACCUGUUGGAAGCUAUACGACCCGGAAUCGUCGACCCCGCACUUAUACUCGACGUUAGUGCCAAUGGUGAUUACGAGGACAGGAGACAGAACGCCAAGUUGGCGAUUUCAAUUGCCCGGAAGAUGAACGCACUCAUUUUCUUGGUUCCUGAAGACAUUGUGGACGUUCGACCACGGCUGAUCCUCACAUUCGUCGGAAGCUUGAUGAGCAUUGCGCAACAGUAA
Molecule: messenger RNA, 1959 nt
Organism: Mycena indigotica
Lineage: Eukaryota; Fungi; Basidiomycota; Agaricomycetes; Agaricales; Mycenaceae
Exons: 5
Coding region: 19-1959 (646 amino acids)
Biological process (GO): actin filament network formation; actin filament bundle assembly
Cellular component (GO): actin filament bundle; actin filament; cytoplasm
Molecular function (GO): actin filament binding
Source: RefSeq, a predicted model, not a curated record